Molecule: messenger RNA, 2686 nt
Organism: Orbicella faveolata
Lineage: Eukaryota; Metazoa; Cnidaria; Anthozoa; Scleractinia; Merulinidae
Source: RefSeq, a predicted model, not a curated record
CCUCCAGUAAGAACCCAAAAGACUAGAAUUUUUAUUUGAAACAAAGUAUCCAAAGUCCAAGUUGAGUUUGAUAAUUAUUUUACCUAGAUUAAAAAUGACGUUUUACUCGACCAUCCUUUUUUACGAAGUCUAGUGCGAUUUCGCUAGACUCUUGUAAUUUUCAUACCAAAUAGAUCUAAUCUAAGUCGAUGAAAUCAGUCGAAAUAAUUAAGACAGCAAUCAGUCGCUAUCAGCCUCAAUUUCCUCGAAGAUAAGUCCAAUUUUCGGAUAUCAGUCAAGUAGAACGUAAAGUGAAGAAACAAAAAACACAGGUCAAGAGGACUCGAUCAUAAAACUUAAUAUGUUUAGCGUUGGAGAGAACGGAAUAAACUUGUCGCACUAUAGCUAUAUUCUUAAUCUAGAAGUUAUCUUUCAUGUGGAUGAUUGCAUAUGUCUCUUGGCCUUCGCGUUAUAAAGAAGCAAGAUUCAGUCGCCGAUGAAAGCGGUCAUGUUCUGCGGAAAGACAACACGAAAAGCUGUCAAUAAGUAAACAGACACCUGUCGUUCAUAUUCUCCAAGCACACCUGGCAAUCUGUGGCCUGUUUACCUCAAAGCUGAAUUUCUACACGCCACAAAAAUCUUAGCUUAUUCAACAAAAAUCGCUGAAAAUCAAAUGGAUCUUUUUGAUACUAUCAUUGUGAGGCUUAUUGCUUACAGCAAUCUGACCACCUGCUGCCAUUGUGGAAGAAAAAAGAGCAAAUUAUCUCAAUUGUGUCGUCAUCUCUCCCCUGCGGUCCAGUUUCAAAUGGAAAUCAGUCUGGAGCCAGAAAAAAUGGAGAAAGAGAAUUUACUUAGACUCUGAGGGCCAGUUGCAACAGUCUCGCUAUCCUGCCAUACCCCUGAACGCUCCGAUCUUUCGAUGACCAGGCUUUUCCAUUUGGUGGUUUUUGCACAGCUCUUGGCGGCUUUGAUUCUUAUGGCUGCACAAUUUUAUUUGUUAUCAUUGCAAGACCGGCAGGGGCCGAUACCUGCCCAAACAAGGCGGGUUCGUGCACUGAACCUUUCACAUGGGCGUGGAAAACGAGGAAAAGAGGAACAAUCGCAUAACGAGGUGACAAAAUCCCGUGUACAGACUUCAAGGCGUUUAUACUUGACUUAUCAACCUCCGGAUGGCGGGUGGAAUAAUCACCGUAUUGCCCUUGAAAAUGCACUUAUCAUAGCCAAGUUGCUCAACAGAACAUUAAUCGUGCAUCCAGUGGCGUCGCACGACAUGACGAUUUCCUCGAGGCGGAAAAAUCUUGCACAGUGGAGAAGCUUAGAAAAACGAUGGGGAAUCAAUUGGGUUUACAACUGCAUGACCGAGCAAGAUCUGGUACCCAUAUCCCAGGUUCUCGAUCUCAAGCGCAUGCGUAACACAGUAAACGUUUACGAAGUAAAAACAAAUCACAAAGAGUUCUCAGCGACAUUUUCGAAUUUGAAAUGGCAUCGUGUUUGUCACUCAGAUGCUUUAGGCUUCUGGGUUGAUGCUAUUCCCGCGGGAAACAAGAAUUUGACCCGAGGGAUUGAAUUUGUCUCUAACAACAGUUCGAGAAGCGUUCGGGCGUGCCCGCGGGAGAUGAAAAGACACGUGCGCGCGCACAAGCCCAUAAUUCGUGGAAUUUUAAGUGAGCUUCAAAAUGUAGAAGCCGAUAUUAUCUACUUGUCUCAGGACACGAGUUACAAGGCAAAUGUUCGGUUUUUCCACAGAGAGAAUGCUAUCUUAGCGCAGCGCUGGAUUCUCAAUAGCGUGAGGUUUUCACCAAAGAUUUACGAGAAUGCGCUCCAAAUUUUAUCUAUACUCCCGCGCCCUUUUAACGCCAUACACGUCAGAAGAACUGACCACAAGAUUAGCGCGAACAUGGCGCCAUCUUACUGGCUGCAGAACAUGGCGCGCCUAGAAUUCCGCAAUGUCUCUUCGGCUCUGUAUGUCGCCACAGACGAGCCAGAUAAAAACUGGUUCGAGCCGUUCCAGCAAGCGGGCUAUCAACUGUAUUUCUCAGACGAGUUUUUCAAGCCGACGGAGCGUUCUUUCGACAUGGACAUCAAAGGACUACACGAUCAAGUGAUUUGUAUUCACGCCAAGUUGUUCGUUGGCUCCAAGAGCUCGAGUUUCAGUGGUUUUAUAUACCGCUCCAGGGGUGAAGUUAUGAGGAAAGAUGGUUUGAUUCUUGGUCAUAUGCCCGUCGGCUGGUUAGGUCAUAAACUGAAGCGGGAAAACUGAGGAUUAGAGUCAACCUCGUUUGCAAGGUCUAACUUCUUCCCAACCUCGUCCCAGGGCCAGGGCCUUUCUCCACUUUGAAAAUCGUCGAGGAGAAGGCCCUGGGGACUAGGCUGAACGUCUUCCCUCUCCCUGGAGAAAGAAGGGAAGCACUGGAAACAAACUGAAAUUUGAGUGGGAUGAAGAAUACGUACUGGGCACGUUACACACAGAAGACAUUUUACGUUUUAUCACAGCAGCAGGACUAGCUCAAGGUCAACUCUAUUCUGGUUUCAGCAGAGCACGUUUCACAUUAGAAAACCACGGCUGGUGAUAUGUAUUUUCUCACCUUGUUUAUAUAUAUCUUUCUGGUAAACUUCGCUAUAUUAAAAAUAUAGCAAAUUAGAAAAUACGCGAGAUUCUAUGCGCGCUCUCAUUGGUUGAUAGGUGUGUUUAGAUGAGAGUAUGUAA